AUGGGCUACCCCAGCUUUAAAAGAAAUCCGGUGUUUGACCCUCAUGUCCCAUUCCUAAUAUCACUGUUUUAUGAUUUCAGGUUUAUGAGUGGCUGUGACCGAUGUGAAGAACGGUUUCGUGGCGAUUGCGGGGGCGCUUCUCAGGCUCGAUGAAGGCUUUUGGCAAGGAACAGGGUAGAUUAUAUCUGCCCAAAGUGCACCGUUCUGCAAGUGCAGGAUGAGACUAAUGCAGAAACCACAGAUCAUCAGGAAACUAAAUUUAGACCUGCAGAUGCUGAUGAGACAGAGUUUAAAAGUCCAGGAACAGUGGAGCAAAAAUCUAGUGAAGACUGAAAGAUAAAGAGGAGAGUUGAGAAAGCCGCACAUCCAAGUGGCAAGAAAAAACUCAAGCUUUGCCAGCCUGUGGUAGAGGCUCUGGGUACCUCCAGGUGUACCCGCCCUGGGUGCUCCAUUGUGGUGCAGCCCAACCUGGCCUACUGCAGCAAAGACAGUAUUCUUACACAUGCUGCAGCUACUAUGAAAUGCCUAAGUUCAGGCAAAGAACAGAAGCCAAAACCUAAGGAAAAGAUCAAGAUGAAGCCAGAAAACCUCCAUCUUCCACAGUAUGGUGUUCAGGGAGGUGUUAAAAGCUCUUCUCUGCGCAAGAGACCAGCUCCAGAAAAAAGAGAAGGCACAGUGAAGAAGGUGGUGGUGGCUUUUUCUAGGAGCAGAUCCCUCGGGAAGGAGACAACUUGUGAAAGCAGCGUGCCGUCCUGGGCAAGAAACCAGAAUUACAGUGCAGUAAAGCCGGAAAAGAGUUCCACUGUCUCGUCAUCACUGUUGUGCAAGUCCAAGAUGGCAGACGGAAGAGCAGAGGAGACGGCAGCGGAGGCCUCGGCCUCAAAGAGAAAAGCCCGCCCGGGCUGCUUGGUGGACAAACGACCAUCAUCAAGACAUGUUCCUCCAAAGAAGUCUCCUCCUUUUGCUUAUGUGGCAGCAGCCAAACCGGCCAUUAAAAAGGCACCCUCUGGCUUCAAGGGCACCAUCCCCCAAAAGCCGUGCCUUUCGGCCACACCCUCAGGUGGCGCUUCCACUGUCAGGCACAGGGCUGCUUCCAGACAGUUCCCUGGACCUGCUGCUUUGGCUGGAGCCAUUGGGAAGCCGGUAGCAACUUCUCUUCCUGUGGCCUCUCCAGUCCCAGGACACCUCGGGACCUGGAGCCCUGCCCAGUCACAGCCCAGUUCACAAACUCGGCAGAAUAUAAGACGCUCCUUUAAAGAGAUUUUGUGGAAAAGAGUCAGUGACAGUGAUGACUUAAUCAUGACAGAGAAAGAAGUAGGAAACAUCGCCCUUCAUCUGGAGAAGGAAAUGUUUAACUUGUUUCAAGUUACAGAUAUUCGCUACAUGAGGAAAUACCGCAGCCUCCUGUUCAACCUGAAGGAUCCUAAAAAUCAGGGACUCUUCCGUCGUGUUUUGCAUGGAGAAAUUUCUUUGGCAAAACUUGUGAGAAUGAAGCCAGAAGAACUUGGAUCUAAGGAAAUUUCCCUGUGGCCAGAGAAACUGAUGAAAUCUGAACAGCAAGAAUCAGUAUGAGCUGUCCCUGAAAAAAGCCCCCAGCCCCUUCUGGACGUCCGUAGCAGUUUGUGGAAAGACACAACAGGCCAGCAUGAGGCGCAUCUGUUUAAUCUAAAUUGUAAAAUCUGUACAGGUGAGCAUAAUUUUGCGAUAAUGUUAAACUGGAUUUUGUUUAAAAUCACUAAUCCUUGUAAAGGUGAGUUUAAACCAAAAAAAAAAAAAAGUCCAGAGUGGAUCCCUGGAGUUCAUGAAGUCAGCUCCUCUCUGUGCACUGCUGCUUUUGGCUUCUCGUAAGCAAUUACCUGCUCGUGAGCACGCCGUG
This is a messenger RNA of Galeopterus variegatus (Sunda flying lemur), 1876 nucleotides long. RefSeq names its product death-inducer obliterator 1-like. Gene Ontology annotation, cellular component: nucleus. The record is from RefSeq and is a predicted model, not a curated record. Gene Ontology annotation, biological process: DNA-templated transcription. The transcript has 8 exons. NCBI's taxonomy places the organism in Eukaryota, Metazoa, Chordata, Mammalia, Dermoptera, Cynocephalidae.